CAGGAUAGCACAGGGUCAAUGAGGUUUGAAGAGAUACGAGAUAUGGGAUACAGCGAAUACCAGAGGAUUGAAGGUUUUUUAAAAUAAAAAAGCCAGUCCUUCUUUAUCACUGUGAUGCUGUGUGAGGUCAUCUCAGAAUGGCUGACUAUGUGAAGCUGGAUAAUGAGAAGUUCAUCCCAAAGUCUGACAUCUUGUCUCUCCUGAGGACCUACAACUGUUACCAUGAGGGGAAGAGCUUCCAACUCCGACACAAAGAGGAGGAGGGGGUGCUGGUCAUCGAAGGCCUGUUGAACAUACACUGGGGUCUGCGGCGGCCAAUCAGACUGCAGAUGCACGACGACAAUGCCAGAUUCCACUACAUGGGAGUUACCAGAAAUGACAAAUCCCAGGUUCUUUCACAGCAGACAGAAUCUAACAACAACAUCAACAACAGUACAGCUGACCCUUACUUGACCAGGAGUCUACAGGAGGAGGCACAGGAUGAGGAGGUGCCCCAGCUGCUCCGGACCAGGAGUGAUGCCUCCUUCAUGGGGGUGACUAGAAGGUCAAAGACGCACACACACUCAGACCUGCAACGCUUACGCACACACAGAUUCUCCAUCAAUGGGCACUUCUAUAACCACAAGACGUCGGUGUUUACUCCAGCAUUUGGUUCUGUCACAAACGUCAGAGUCAACAGCUCAAUGACAACACUGCAAGUCCUUAACCUGCUGCUAUGCAAGUUCAGAGUGGAGAAUAAAGCAGAUGAGUUUGUUUUAUACAUGGUCCAUGAGUCUGGUGAAAGAACCCCACUGAAGGACAGCGGGUAUCCUCUGGUGUACCGUGUUCUUUAUGGACCAUGUGAGAAGAUCGCCAAGAUCUUUAUUAUGGAGACAGAUCUUGGGGAGGAGGUCACACAUGAUGUGUGGACUUCCAUGAUGUGGUGGAGGUGUCCUGCCCUCCAAAUGUAGACCCAUAACAAUGUUCCAGUGACAUAAUGAGCGGUAUCUGGUUUAAUAAUAGAAGUCUUUCCUGUUAGGACCAUGUAAACAAUUGGGUUAGUCUAGUAAGUGUAUAACUGCAGAAACUGUUAUUGUAGCAGCCACAUUGUUGCCUGUGAACAUAUCAUUCUGCUCAGCACAAUGUCAUGUCCAGAGGUACAUACUGAUAGCAGUAUCACUUGUUGCUGUUCCAGUACAGUACAGCUAAGACAUCAUGAUGUGGUUACAUUUCAUUUACAUCAGGAAGCUGCUACAUUGCACAGACUGGCAAAUGGAUGUGUUACAACGGGUAACAGUUUGAGUUCUCUCUGCCCCUUUUCACCUAUCGCUUUGGACAGGUUUUUAGGAAAAUUGUUACAAUUGUUCAGCAUUUGAGGGCUGUCUGGCACCAAACAAUGUUUUCAGAAGGGAUUAACAUCUGGACUCCUUGCACUCAGUCCAGUUCAAACUGCCAGGGCAGUGUUCAGCAAAAUGUUUUAUCUCAUGGAAAUAUUUAUGAAAAGUGCAAUGGUAUGAAUGUAGUUGGAUGCCUGGUUUCUGUCGAAAAUAUUUACAUUGUAGUAAUUUAGCAGACUUUAAUCCAGGGCGACUGACAGUAAGUGCAUAUCUUUUAAGAGAGCUAGGUAAAAUAACCACCCAGCUUAGUAGCAGUUGCAUUCUUAUCAAGUAAUUAGCUAAUGACCUGUUCUCCAAUGUUAUUGACUUACAAAGGAUAUGUUAACAUUUCGUUCUGUUUCAUGUUUUAUUUUAAAACACUGAUACUCAAAAUUUAAUAUUGCUUAGUGACAUUGGUUUCAUGUUAGGGAAAAAACUGAAAUAUGUAGCUUGCAUAAGUAUUUAACCCCCACACAUUACCUGUUGGUGGAGGCAUCUUUCGCUGCAAUAAAAAUACCAAAAGAUUUAAGUCUUAAAUCUUAUGUAUUUGUAUCAUAUUAUCUGUAAAUUCUUCAGAAUGCUCUGUGGACAUUUUCCUUCAGAUUCACAGCCUGGCCAAUGAUCUUUCAACAGUGGGCUUUUUGUCCAGAAAAUGUGAUGCAACUAAAACAGUUCACAUGCAGAGGCCAAUGGUAAGGUAAUAGUGUCAGUGUUGUUCUGGCGAGUGCUACCAUAGCACAUGUUGAAUACUUACGUGAGCAAAAUAUUUCAGUUUAUUUGUCUUACAAGUAUUUCCCAACAUGUAAUCAAUGUAACCUUACAAUUGUUGAUUUCGGGUUUUAGUGUUUAAUAAAAAUCAAACAGAACAAAAUUUCAAUUUACCACUUGUAUUUCAGUAACAUUGUCAGGGAUUUUUAAACUUAGCUUCUAGCAGCAUGAGAACAAUACUGAAGCUACAGGACAUUUGCGUUUUUGGAUUAUAAAACCAAACUUGUUUAUUUGGCUCUGAAUACUUUUUUGGAAGCUUUUGUAAACUUUGAAUGUGCUGCUUGAAGUUUGUGAUUCUUACCACAACAGGAUGAUUAUAUUAAGACACACAACUCUCAUAAAAUAUAUACUGUAUUGUGUUUUCCUAUAGUUGUAUCGUCAUUUUGC
Esox lucius (northern pike) is the source of this 2510-nucleotide messenger RNA. RefSeq names its product Ras association domain family member 4a (gene rassf4a). Bases 138 to 950 code for a protein of 270 amino acids. Gene Ontology annotation, biological process: signal transduction. The transcript has 10 exons. The record is from RefSeq and is a predicted model, not a curated record. Lineage: Eukaryota; Metazoa; Chordata; Actinopteri; Esociformes; Esocidae.